CCCGCUGCCCCCUGGCCCGGCCCCGCCGCUGCCGCACCCCCUCCACCUCCCGCCGGGCCAGCGGCCCUCCAGCGGCAGCGCCUCAGCCUCGGGCUCUCCGAGCGACCCCGGCUUUAUGUCCCUGGACGAGUACGGGUCCAGCCCAGGCGACCUCAGAGCCUUCUGCAGCCACCGCAGCGACACGCCCGAGUCCAUCGCGGAGACGCCGCCGGCGCGGGACGGCGGCGCGGGCGAGCUGCAUGGGUACAUGAGCAUGGACAGGCCGCUGGGCCCCUGCGGCCGCCCCUACCGCAGGGUCUCGGGGGACGCGGCGCACGACCUGGACCGGGGGCUCCGAAAGCGGACCUACUCGUUGACCACGCCCUCGCGCCAGCGCCCGGUGCCCCAGCCGUCAUCCGCCUCGCUGGAUGAGUACACGCUCAUGCGGGCCACCUUCUCCGGCAGCUCGGGCCGCCUGUGUCCGCCCUUCCCCGCGCCCUCCCCUAAAGUGGCCUACCACCCCUACCCGGAGGACUACGGGGACAUCGAGAUCGGCUCUCACCGGAGCUCCAGCAGCAACUUGGGGACGGACGAUGGCUACAUGCCCAUGACCCCAGGCGCGGCCCUGCUGGGCAGUGGUGGCGACGACUACAUGCCCAUGAGCCCCACCAGUGUGUCUGCUCCGAAGCAGAUCUUGCAGCCCAGGGCUGUCCCGGCCGUGGCCUUGCCCCCCUCGGGGGCAGCGGUGCCGGCUGCCCCCUCUCCGGCUAGCAGGACUUUCCCAGGGACUGUGAGUGGCUACAAGGCCGGGUCACCUGCGGAGAGCUCUCCUGAGGACAGUGGGUACAUGCGCAUGUGGUGUGGCUCCAAGCUAUCCGUGGAGAGCAGUGACCCCAAGCUGCUGGCCAACGGGGACUACCUCAACAUGUCCCCCAGCGAGGCGGGCCCAGCGGGCACCCCGCCUGACUUCUUCUCUGCAGCCCUGCAAGGCGGAGGGGAGGGGCUCAGAGGCGUUCCCGGCUCGUGCUACAGCUCCUUGCCCCGCUCCUACAAGGCCCCCUACCUGUGUGGUGGCGGUGCGGACAGUGACCAGUAUGUGCUCAUGAGCUCUCCCGUGGGCCGCAUCCUGGAGGAGGAGAGACUGGACUCCUCGGCUGCCCCAGGGCCCGCAGCGUUGAGCGGCGCCUUUGGGACCGGCCGGGACAGCCACAUCCAGCCUCAUCACCCCACGGCAGUGCCUUCCCCCAUGCGGCCAGGAGGCGGUGGUGGGGGGCGUCCCGAGGGUUUCUUUGGCCAGCGCUGCCGGGCAGUGCGCCCCACACGACUGUCCCUAGAGGGGCUGCAGACACUGCCCAGCAUGCACGAGUACCCGAUGCCCCCGGAGCCCAAGAGCCCCGGCGAGUAUAUCAACAUCGACUUUGGGGAGGCAGGCGCCCGAUUGUCGCCGCCAGCCCCUCCGCUGCUGGCCUCUGCGGCCUCGUCCUCCUCGCUGCUGUCCGCCAGCAGCCCAGCCUCGUCCCUGGGCUCAGGCACACCUGGCACCAGCAGUGACAGCAGACAGCGCUCCCCGCUGUCUGACUACAUGAACCUGGGCUUCAGCUCCCCCAAGUCCCCCAAGCCGGGAACCCACAGCGGGGACCCUGUGGGUUCCCUGGAUGCCCUCCCGUCCCCUGAGGCCACGUCCCCAUUCCCGCCGCUGCCCCCGCGCCCCUCGGCCUCUCCGGCCUCCUCCCUGCAGCAGCCCACCCUGCCACCACCCCCAGGGGAGCUAUACCGCCUGCCUCUGGCGCCCAGCGCUGCCCCUGCUUCCCAGGGCCCUGGCGUUGCAGUCACCACAUCCUCUGAGGCUGGUGACAAUGGUGACUACACCGAGAUGGCCUUUGGUGUGGCAGCCACCCCGCCACAACCCAUCGCCGCGCCCCCACAGCCGGAGGGCACCCGCGUGAGCAGCCCCACCUCGGGCUUGAAGCGGCUGAGUCUCAUGGGUCAGGUGUCAGGGGUGGAGGCCUUCCUGCAGGCCAGCCAGCCCCCCGACCCUCACCGGGGCGCCAAGGUCAUCCGUGCAGACCCGCAGGGCGGUCGCCGCCGCCACAGUUCAGAGACCUUCUCCUCCACCACCACGGUCACCCCCGUGUCCCCAUCCUUUGCCCACAACCCCAAGCGCCACAGCUCGGCCUCGGUGGAAAACGUCUCUCUCAGGAAGAGCAGCGAGGGCGGCAGCGCUGGCACCCUCGGCGGGGGCCUCCGCGGCGGUGACGAGCCACUCACGUCCCCAGGACACUCACAGCUGUCACUCCCCGCGCCCCCGCAGCCACAGGCUCGGCCGUGGGCCGCCGCUCCACCUGGGGGCCUGGUUGGCUGUCCCGGGGGUGGCGGCUCCCCAAUGCGCAGAGAGACCUCCGCGGGUUUCCCGAAAGGCCUCAACUACAUCGCCAUCAACGUGCGGGACGAGGCGGGGCUGUCCCCGCAGACGCAGCAUCUGCAGCCAGGGGACAAGAGCUCCUGGGGCCGGACCCGUAGCCUUGGGGGUCUCCUCGGCACCGUGGGAGGCAGCGGCACCAGUGGGGCGUGUGGGGGCCCGGGCCCUGGCACCCUGCCGUCCACCAGCACCUACGCCAGCCUCGACUUCCUGUCCCAUCACUUGAAGGGGGCCACAGCUGUGAAAGAGUGACACGGCCGGCGAGGGCACCGAGAGGUGGCUGGUGGAGGACGCCGGCAGACGCCCCUGCAUGUUUCCCUCCCAAGGCUGCCUGCGGUUUCCCCAGCUCCUUACCAGCUCUGCCGCCUGCCGGACCAGGAGCCCGGAGCCCGGAUCGACAGCUGCCCUCCUCCUGUGCCCGUGCUGUGGCACUGAGUUUCGCUUUGAUUUUGUACCUGAGUUGCCCAAGUGAUUUUGGAGCAGGCCGGGUGUUUCCUGGCCUUCCCCAGCCGGUGGCCGGCGUCUUCGUUUCUCCCCACACCUGCCCUGCAGAGCAGAGCCCCCCACUGCAUGCUCGGAGCCCCUGCCCCAUCCCAGCGGUGACACCCGGUGUUUGCUGGCUUAGGCUCCGUGCCACCGUCCUACCUCAGUUCAGGGAAGCCCAGGUGUGGGUGGGGCUGCAGCCUCCUGAGCGACCACACGGGGCCGUGUGUGUCCGGUGGCCUCGGUGAUCUGCCCAUGACAUGGGCACGGCCUGCACCCGGGGACCUGCAACACUGGCUUCACAGAGCGCUGCAGGCCUGAGAGCGCUCCACAGGGGCACCUGGGAUUGGACUUGCAGCCGAUUCACAGAGCCCUCGGCGUCAGUGUCACGUCAGCCCAGCACGCUGCUCCCCGGAGGGCGGGGCCCAGGGCGGGGCUCGGGGGCCUCGGAGCCCUCCCCGUCACGGGCUUCGCUCUCUGGGCAGCCCUGUGCGUUCCGCCAGGCGCGGAAGCCGCUGGCUGCCCGCUCGCCGUCUCUGCUGUCCUGCCCGAGGACUGGCCUUUCCUUAACCAAAAAUUCACGUGGGCAGCAGGUGAGUCCAGGCCGCUCUGGUUUGUCAGAUUCUGUGUUUAAAAUGUACUACGAUCUUUAAACAUGACGGUCUGACGUUGGCCACCAAGCCUGUCUUGAAUCGAGGGAGAAAGCAUUCCAGCGCCCGUGCUGGCUGUGGCCGGAGCUGAGGGAGAGCAGUCCCACGGGGCACGCCCCUCGGCUGAGAAACCUCGGCGAGACCACCCUCGUUUUCCGUUUUCAGUGUUCCGAAAUGCCAGUGUCGUUGCGAUGACCACAGCUGUCCCCUGCCCCCACGGCUCCCUGACGCGUGGCUGGACCCCCGCCCCCAGUGCCUGUCUCCCCGAUAGUCCUGUAGAGGCCACACCAAUUCUUGGAGAUGUGACUUGUUGGUUCGUUUUUUUUCUGUUGUUACUUUUUGUUUUGGAGAAAAAAUAUAUAUAUAUAAAUAUAAAUAUAAAUAUAUAGAUCUAUAUCGCUAUAGAAUAAUGCAUUAAAAAUGAGGCUCUGUCGAGGAAGACCAAAAAUUUCAAUGUCUUAAAAAUAUAUUCAAUGGCAAUGCAAAAGUCUUCCUGCUUCUGUGCUGAGCUCUUUAGAACCGAGGAUUGUAUUGCAAGACAAAGUUGAAUGUAAAGUGACCCUGACCAUUCUCAAGGUUUUGCUUUUCUGGAGCUACGCAUCCCCGCCGUGCAGAGUUAGUCUGAAGGUCCCCUCCCAUAUGUGAUACGUUUUACUAAGAUGUACAGAGUGUCCUGAAGUUUUCCUUAGUGAGGGGCCCGGGGGUCGGAGGGUGGUGGUGCUGCGUGACUGCCGGCACCGUGGGGCGGGGGAGGCAUCCACGGCCUCCUCCAGUUUGCCUGCCCCUGAGCACGACCCCACCCCACCCCACCCCAUCGGUUCGGGUCCCUCCCACAGCCUAAAUGAGCAGAGUUGAGAGUGUGGUGAUGUACUAAACUUUCCUCUAUCCUGUACAUUUCAAAAAAAGGCAUAUGCAAUAUUUACAUUUACAUUUUUAAUUUAGUUUACAGAAUGGAACCAAAAUGUAUAUUAUGUUUGCAAAAAAAAAUUCACAAUGUAUAUUGGGUCUUUGUACAUUUUGCCUGACUUACCUUAAAUUUAAACUAUUUUUUGCUAUAUAAACUUUAACCGUUAUAAACAGUGUUUUCUUUUGGGUAUGUAUUGUUUCUGGAUCUCAAGAUGUUAAAUAUAUUUCUCGCUAUUGUGUUAUGACAGACACCUCCCCCACCCCCCACCCCCGCACUGUCUUCCACGCUGUACAUAGGGGUCAGGAAUGCGCUGGGCUAGGGUAGUGCGUUGUAUUUAGUCUCUAUUGAUCCUGGGUACCCUCCUUAAUAGCCAUAUGCAAUAAAUAAAAUAAAUACAUUAUUUAUGAAAUGAA
Molecule: messenger RNA, 4851 nt
Organism: Chinchilla lanigera (long-tailed chinchilla)
Lineage: Eukaryota; Metazoa; Chordata; Mammalia; Rodentia; Chinchillidae
Gene: Irs2
Product: insulin receptor substrate 2
Biological process (GO): insulin receptor signaling pathway
Cellular component (GO): plasma membrane; cytosol
Molecular function (GO): phosphatidylinositol 3-kinase binding; insulin receptor binding
Source: RefSeq, a predicted model, not a curated record